Ylistrum balloti is the source of this 2753-nucleotide messenger RNA. RefSeq lists its product as uncharacterized. The record is from RefSeq and is a predicted model, not a curated record. The transcript has 8 exons. Bases 123 to 899 code for a protein of 258 amino acids. Lineage: Eukaryota; Metazoa; Mollusca; Bivalvia; Pectinida; Pectinidae.
UGUUUGUUAUUUGCCUUGUGACUAAGAGUCAUCUGGUAGAUUGGCUAAUAAGUGACGAUUCUUCAGUUUCAGGUGGAGUAUCAAAGUUCCAGUAAGAUCACACAGCUCAAGAAUAAAUCAAAAUGGCAGGUAAAGGUGGCUACCCUGGCGGAAACAUGCCUCAAUCUUAUCAACAACCCCCAGGACCUAAUUACUAUCCUGGUGGACCAGUGCCACCUCCCUAUAGUGCCCAGCCACAGGCAACAUACCCAACUGCUGGGCCAACUGUUGUAGUCCAGCAGCAGCGAGUAGUUGCUCCACCCCCUAAGAACUCACAUGGUAUUCUUGGAUUCCUGUCAAAGGAGGUGGAUGCCAUGGGAAGGAUGACAGAACGUGAGCUAAACUGGGUUGCAAACAAAGCAGUAGGCCAUAUCGACCAGAAUUCUGCCAAUCCAAUACUGGGUAAUUUCACGACAAACAAUGUCAUUCAGCUCAUAUCUCGAGCAAGCGGCCACUCCCUACAAAUUGUAAUGGCACCUACUGGGGAACUGGUUGUGGACGGGGCUGGUCCUGAGGGGCCACAGGUGAACAAUGCUGUCUGGACUGUGGUAAACGAGGGGAAAAACCAAGUUCGUCUUCACAACAACUACAAUUACCUGGCAAUCAUCAGGGGUAACACCAUGGUCAUGAACAUGCCACCAGGAUCCCAGCAUGGUGUGGAGACACUAUUUCAGGUUUCUGUAGCAGCUAAACAAUUUGUCACCUUAAUGUCAGUGAGCACAAAUGGCCAGUAUGUGGGGGUGUUGCCCUCUGGACAACUGAAGUCUGCUCUUGCUACUGGGAGUGGGGAUCAUGCACAGUUUGGAAUCCGACUCCUCUCUUCUCCUUACCCACAACAAGCAGGAGUCCCAAGGAAGUGAUUAUACCUUCCAGUGAAAAGUAAAGGUGACUUUCAGCAUAUGGUCAUAGUGGGGCCUUCCACACAAGGUCAAGGUGACCUUUCAUACAAGAACUUUUGAUGUCACUUUCCAAAAUGCUGCAAUUUAGAUAGGAAACAACUGUUGUCUUUGAGCAUUUCGUAAACACGAAUUCAUUUUUUUAUAGCAUUAUUUUUGUUAAAUUUGGUUGAGAAGUGACUGUUGAUAUUGUACAAUUGUUUAAUGCUGGUUGAUGGUCCUAUUGACAGAUCUUGUGAUGGACAUGCAGGUUUGAGUUUUAGAUAUUGUUUUAGUUUUUAGUUCAAAAUGUUACAUUGUGUUUACAUUGUUCCACAAAGAUCUGAUCAGUGAUUUGCUUUCGUAAUCUAGCCAUGGAUGAUAUUUAGCAAACCUCACCUUAGUUUCCAUAUAAUUGAUGACACUGUACUAGCAUUGAACAAAUCAAAUAAUUGAACAGCUACAUUCAUUUUGAAAAGAAUUUCUAUAGUGCCUAGAUAGUCAACUACACCACUUACUACAAAAUUUAUCAAAUGAAAAAAAGAAUUAACUUUUUGUAUACAAUAUGCAUAUACAUACUAUUUGUAGAUACAGUAAUUGGUCAGUUUUAUGAUCUAUUGGGUUGGUGAUAAGUGUCUGUUCUCCAUUAUAAUCUAAUCAAAUUUACUCUUUAUUAAAAAAACAUAUCUCUACAUACGAAUUAUGAUGUGCCUCACUUUAUAUUUUAAUAUUAUAUAUACAUGUAUUCUCUAAUAUUCUAUUAUACAUAAUUUUGUACAUGCAAUUGUAAACCAUCAAAUCAGUAAUAAAUUUCAGUAGUAAACUACAGGUAAACAAUCUUUGGAACAAGUAUUUUUGGCAAUUUGUUUGGGGGAUGAUUUAAGGCAUGCUUUAUCUUCACAUAAUUUUAAGCCUACUUUUACAUGUAAAAUGUAUUGUUAGUUAUGUCUAUCACUGGAUAAAUAUUGUUAAUCUGUUGUGGAUUCUUGCCUACAGUUUUUUUUUCACCUGGUGAGUUAAUCACACAAUUCCAUGCACAAGGAGUGUUGUUCCAUUCUAGACACAGAAAACAUAUUUUCUUGUUUUUGUUUUUUUAUUUAUAUAAAAAUUCAGCCGCUUGAGAAUUUUCUUGUGUUGUCAUCAUAAAAAGGUGUAUUUAUGCUGUUUAAGGUGUUGUAUCCUUUUAACUGAAUACGUCCAUCAUCUUGAUGUAUACAUUUUACUACCUGUUUCUCGUUUAUCUGUGAUACAUUCUAUACAUUUGGUGAUAUACUCUAUACACUUAGAAAUGAACUGUCACAUAGGUCAAAUUUAAUCCUUUUCCUAGAGAAAAUUAAAUAGAUUUUCAUUAGUAGUUUGGUUUACUUUUAUGAUUUAAAACAAUUAUAUUUUUAUAUGAAAAAAAGUUCAGUCUUAUUUCAUUCAUGUGAAUACUUGUGGGUACAUUUUUCUUUUUUCCCUGGGGAUGGGGAGUGUUCUUAUCAAGGAACCAAACUUCCGUAGUCAAAGAAAAAAAUGACAAUGAUGGGCAGGUAGCAACGUUUCAUAUGUUAAAUUCACCAACAGAUCUUCUGACACUGAACCACUGGAUGCUAGUUCGACAACAACUAUGUUAAUGAUCAAUGAUAAGCACUUAUGACUGCUAACAUUGUAAGUCAUACAAUAUGUAAAUUGUAGUGUCUUUUAAAUAUUAUGUGAUUGAUUGCCUCAUUAGUUUUAUUAAUGACAUGUAUUUGAUUGAUAAUCGUCUUCACACACAAUACUGAUUCUUGGGAUUCUGGAGUAAUCCAGUCUACCAGUUUUAUAGAAUCAGUGCCAUUAAAAUUUUAAUAACUAAAA